This is a messenger RNA of Mytilinidion resinicola, 1227 nucleotides long. Its product is annotated as DUF689-domain-containing protein. Gene Ontology annotation, biological process: iron-sulfur cluster assembly. The record is from RefSeq and is a predicted model, not a curated record. Gene Ontology annotation, molecular function: iron-sulfur cluster binding. Gene Ontology annotation, cellular component: cytoplasm. The transcript is spliced from 2 exons. Lineage: Eukaryota; Fungi; Ascomycota; Dothideomycetes; Mytilinidiales; Mytilinidiaceae. The coding region runs from base 147 to 1109 and encodes 320 amino acids.
AACACCGCCUCUGACAAACCUGGCCUACCCCUAAAUACAAUACGACACCUCACAAUUAACCAAACAUAUUCAUGUGCGUACGGAUUCGGAGUUAAAAAUUCGACGCAAAUCUACAGGAACCGCACAAUUCCUCUCUCCCCGCCACGAUGGCUCCCAGGACCCUCCUCCUUGCGCCUCCCUCGAUAUCUGCACACCCCGAAGUCCUAGACAGGGUCUAUGAGAUCCACCACCGCGAUGCUACCGAUCUUCAGAUGCUGGACCGUUUGGCGGCUGGCCUAGUUAAGCUCCCCGCCUCUACCUACGAUGUCGUACUACUCCUCACCGACGCUGACGGAACGAGUCGCGAGAGCCACAAAUUGCUCGGACGGGAUAUUAUGACAAAAGUUGCCGCGGCACUAAAAGCAGGAGGCGUGCUAAGAAGUCAGGACGGACUUUUCGGGGUUGUCGACGGUACUGAGAAGACGGAGGCGAUCCUAGCUGGAUUGAUGAAAGAGAGCGGAGAUGGGAUGGUCAAACUAAAGGACACCGAGGGCGAGGUCGUGAUGCUGCGGUUCGGAAAGAAGAAAGGCGCGACAAAUGGAACGAACGGCACAAAGGGCACAACCAACGGCACUGUACCGCUGGCGCUGAAUGGCAAGCGAAAAGAGAUCUCUUCUGGCCCUGUCAAGCCGGCUGGUGUUGGCUUUGUGGACUUUAGCGAUGAUUUCGACGAUCCGAUCAUAACAGGCGAAGACGAUGAUGACCUGAUUGAUGAGGAUGAUCUUAUCACGGAAGCGGAUAUGGCAAGGCCCGUCAUGCAACCCCCAGAAUGCCAACCUAAAGCCGGAAAACGCCGGCGAGCCUGCAAAGACUGCACAUGUGGAAUGAAGGAGAAACUCGAGGCCGAAGACGCAGCCAAGAGGGCGGAGGCAGAUAAAGCCCUCCAAACCAUGAAGCUAGGUGCGGACGAUCUAGACGAAGUGGACUUCACAGUUCAAGGCAAGGUUGGCAGCUGUGGUAACUGCGCUCUUGGAGAUGCAUUCAGGUGUGAUGGAUGCCCGUACAUUGGACUUCCAGCGUUCAAGCCUGGUGAGGAAGUUCGGUUGCUCAACAACGACAUUCAAUUGUGAGCUGGCUUGCUAGAUCGGAUUGAUCGUCUUCAAGUAGAUACUUCGGCGGGGGGGAGAUGCUGGCGCCAAGAAGAAAACACUACAUAUCAAUGAAUAAAAUCUCUCUCUGUCACCGGAC